Messenger RNA from Haliaeetus leucocephalus (bald eagle), 6902 nucleotides. RefSeq names its product putative RNA exonuclease NEF-sp (gene REXO5). The record is from RefSeq and is a predicted model, not a curated record. Lineage: Eukaryota; Metazoa; Chordata; Aves; Accipitriformes; Accipitridae. The transcript is spliced from 20 exons. Gene Ontology annotation, molecular function: RNA binding; exonuclease activity. The coding region runs from base 443 to 2518 and encodes 691 amino acids. Gene Ontology annotation, cellular component: nucleus.
CGGGCGGACGGCAGGCAGCUCGGAAGAGGAGGAAGGCGGAUGGCGGCCGCGGCCCGGAGCAGAUCGUGAAAGGAGCCUUGUGUCUCCUCAGCACAUUCACACACCUGAAGGGUGCAGAGUUUCAACCUCAUGGUAACACCUUCCUCACCCAGGUUACAGCUCACUUGGUGCCUAGUAUGGGAGAAGAGCAAGCAUGUCUGACCUGUGAGAUCGGUUUUAUUUGUACCUGAUUAGCGACUGAAAUCCCUGUGGUUGGCAGGAAAAGUCAUCUCACUUGUCAGCAGCUUUAUUUGGUGAGGACUGCGAAAUCAGCCAUGACCAGCUGUAUGAGUUGUUAAAGUAUGCAGCUUUGGGAAAAUGCCACAAUGCAACACAACCCAGCUGGUGCCGUAUUUAUCACCAAAGACACCUGGCUGGGGUUGUGGUUAUUGUUCUACAUGAAAUGAGCCAACUCCAUUUCUACAAAUUCUAUUUGCAGUUCAAACACCUCAGAAAAGUGUUCCGGCAUAGAUUCACAUUAACACCUUGGGCUAACUUCCUAGCCAGCCUGUAUGGAGAAGCAGCAAACCUGAAACCUCAAAACACUGCACAAGGUUUGACUUCCACUAGCAGUCAGUGUAUUCCUAAAAGCUCAGACUUGCAAUGUGAUCCCAUCAUUCGGAAAUAUGGAGAAAAAAAGCGAGGCCUUACUAGCUAUACUCUAACUUUAGAAGAGCAGAAAAAAAAUGAUUAUCCCAUAAAAGGCUCCCCUGGAUGUAAGGGCUAUAUAUAUACAGAGUGUGAUCAGCAGAGGACGGACAGCAGCCCCCUCUUUGGUCUGGAUUGUGAAAUGUGCCUGACUGCAAAAGGAAACGAAGUCACUCGUGUCUCUUUGGUGGAUGCACAGGGUCAGUGCCUCUUGAAUGAACUAGUCAAACCUGAAAGCACAGUACUGAACUACCGCACCAGAUUCUCAGGAAUCACAAAGAAAAUGCUUCUUCCAGUGAAAACAAGACUGUCAGACAUCCAAACCAGACUAAAAAAAAUCCUUCCCCAUGAUGCAGUAUUGGUGGGUCAUUCUCUAAAUGCUGAUCUUCAGGCUUUGGAAAUGAUCCACCCCAGUGUUAUUGAUACUUCAUUGCUUUUUGCCAGAAAUGAAGGUCGAAGAUUUAAGCUAAAAUUUCUAGCCAAAGUUGUUUUAGGGAAGGAGAUUCAGUGUGAACAGAAGCUUGGGCAUGAUCCUGCAGAAGAUGCUAGAGCUGCAUUGGAAUUGGCUCAAUUCUUUAUUGAGCAAGGACCAGCAAAGGUAGCAGAACUAAACUUGGAGAUGCUUCUGACAACUGAAAAACUGGCUGAGGUUUCACAGAAAAAAGCUGUGUUACAGCCACAAGGAUGCAGGGUCCAGAAACAGUUGAAUGAGCCUCCACAUUUAUCCAAACCAUGCUUUUCUCUCUCUGCUAGUUUUUUAGACUGCUUGCAGGUGACUGGCCAAAAACCCCUCCUUUUGGGCAGACAGGAAAUGGACUCUUCUGGCCUGUGUCAGAGUAACCUGAGCACUUCAAACAAACAGAUUCUUCAGAGGGCCUUAGAAGAUGUUCCCCUGUCCACAUUCAGUAUCAUUCAGUUCAGUUUGGGUCCAGAGUACCUUGCAUCUCACCUUCUUGCUGGACUUUAUGAAAAGGUGAGAAGCAAGCUGACUGACAUGCUGACAAUUUAUGCAGGUCCUUUUGAAGAAAGCUUUUGUCUGAAGUCUGUGAAAAAAGAAUUUGGGAGAUGUGGACCAAUCCAGUCCCUUACAGUGGUAACUGAAACAUACCAGCCCUAUGUCUGUAUCCAAUACGAAGUGCUGGAAGCUGCCCAGCUUGCUGUGGAAAGCUUAAAUGGAGCUGAGGUAGCAGGAUCCUGCAUUAAGGUCCAGAGACCCAUCACUGCAGCAAUGCUGGACUGUGAUGUUUGGAUAAAGGAACUAGAACUGGACGUAGAAAAUGAAGGUGUGAUUUAUGUGGCGGGUCUAAAGGAGUCAUUAACAGAGACGGACUUGCAAGAAGAAUUCAGCCAGCUGAAAGACCUGGAAACACUGUUCCUGCCAAAGGAUCUCCAGAGUGGAAAGCACAGGAACUGCUGUUUCCUCAAAUUCCAGAAAUCACAGAGUGCUCUGGAUGCCCUUGAAGUUAUAAAUGGAUGGACUGUGAAGGGUAGCAAACUGAGAAGUAGGAACGCUCUUGCUUCAGGUCACCUCUGGAGAUGGAUUUGGCAAGUGAAUCACAGCAAUGGGAAGCAAGGAGGAAACAUCUUACAUGAGAAAAUGGAGCAACUGUCUGACUCUGAGCAGGAUCUAAGGAAAAAGGUGAAGAAGUUAGACCACCAUAUCAAAAAGCUUUAUAGAAGUCUCCAGAAUAACACCCUGUGCAUAGUUCUCUUCCCUGGAGUGAACAGAUCACAGUUUCAAAUUUGGCCACGUCCCUUUAAAAAAAGAUCCUACAGGAAACAGAAUUUACUCCAGCCAUUUUCAAGCAUUACAUUUCCACAGCACUUCUGAUACUGCUGCCCGAAAGAGGAAGCACCGGUCUGUUCCAAGACAAGCAAUACAUUCAUUGUUUCCCAGAGCAAGAAAAUUGGAUCAUACAUGGUUAUCUCUUGGGUAAGUCCGAAAAGGCAAAAACCACUCCUGACACAAAGAACGGCAGAUUCGAUCCUAUCCACCCUUGCUGGUUUUCUGAGGAACUGAGAGAUUGAUCAGCUAGUUGUAUUCACACGUGAGUCAAUGAAAGCCACACGAAGGUGUGCUCUCAUUAUUUCCUUAGAAUUUGUUACUUCUCUGGGAGCACACGCUUAUCAAAAUGCAUUCCUUCCAUAAAGGGCAACUUGAGGCUAAACUGGGGCCUCAAGAUCCACAAGCAAGUACUCCAAGAAAUCCAGCUGGGUCAACUAGCUCUCCCAGGCUGACCCUUCUCCUCCACGCAGCCUGUCAAGGACUUGCAGUUGCUUCAUGCCCUCGAGACCAGCCAGUACAAACCCCAGUUGCGUUGGGUCAGGACCUGAUCCUGCCAAGUUGCAUCCACGGCUCUUGGAACUCGAGUCACUCGGCAACUGAGUGACUCCAACUCCAACCACUCCUGCCAGCCCAUCUCCUUUUUUUAAAGACUAUUUUAACUUACAGAUAAGAAAGCAAGCAUAUUUUUAAGAUAACUGUUUAGUGUGACUUAAAAAGUCACAACUUCAAAAUAUUAAGCACUACUCUGUGAAGUCCUCUAACGUGUAAUACAUAUGGGAGUAUAAAAACAGCAGCCAGCCUUCAGCUCCACUGAUCCUCUGUGCAGGUUUGCCACCUCUGGUCACACGAUCUCCCCACUCAUGGGCCCAGAGAAGAGCAAGAGUCAGCAGUUGUAACUGCAUAAAAUGGCGACAUUCAAGUAAACACACUGCUUCAACAGUAGGCAACCUUUAGUCCAAAUAUAAUUUACGGGGGGGGGGGGGAAGCACUUUACAGCAAGAACAUUGGAGACAGAUGUUUUUUUCUGUCCGUGUGUGAAAUGACAUGUUAUCCGGAAAGGGCUUAUCUGAAGAGUGCAAUUACGCAAAGAUAGAAGCUUUUUAAAAAUAAAAAAAUGGUAUAACCUCCAGAACCUGUUGGAUUUUAAAACCUAACUACAGAAAGACUGAAGAUUGCAACAGUAGCAAGGAACCACUGUAAGGUCAGUGAUUUAAGGCAAGCUGUUAGCAGGACUAGUACGUUCAUGCUCCUCUUACCUAUUGCCUCACACGUCCCCCCCGUCCUCUUGAAAUAUGUGCCCUACAGAUAGUGCAAGAGGCCACACCCCAAAAGCAGCCCUCAAACUGGAAGAAGAAUCUUGUAGCAACAGUUGCUACAGCAUAACAUCUAUUUGCAAUUUGCAAUGACAGUAACUGUGUUGUAGUUUUCUUUGGGGAAGGAAAGAAAGGGACACAGAUGUGUUGCAUGAAAAAGAGACACCACCUAAAUGCAUUCAUGAAUACAACUGAGCACGGAAGCCACUCUGGCAUCCCCAGUACACUUGAGAAUGCUCCAGCUUUGCUCAAGCGUAAGGGUUUUAUCCUGAGCCAAGAUUCUGACCUCAGGGAGGAAAAGGACAUGUGUAGCCUUUACACUUUUGCAGCUCCAAUCUUUGCUGGGUGUUACAGGUCCAGUCCAACAGGGAAAACACAGUAUUUUUAAUCAAAAUACACUCAUGGCACUGCAUCAGGUGGGUUCCUAAAGUUUUUCAAGGGCAAAUGAAAAGCUGAUGACUCCCUUUUGGGGAGCAGCUGCUCCAUCUUCAAUUUAUUGUCAGUACAAGUAGCCUGACCAGGGAAGAGGAUGUGUGAUGAUAAAAGCCCCUGAGCCAUGUGCAAUGUAGCUCUAGUAGGUUACUCUAUUGCACUCCCAAACUAGCACCCAGGGGGACCGACACUUUUGUUUGCAGCUUGACUUGGCUCCCUUUCAAAGGGUCAAUUGCAUGCAGAUUAAAAGCAGUAUACCAAAAAGUAUGGCAAAUAGAUAAUACUUAACUUGGGUCAAUUAAAAAAAAUAGAUUACUUAUCCAGGCAUAAAAUCCUGGGAGAAAAGGAUAGUAACCUUAAACUAUUCAAGUCUAAGAAAAAGAGGUAGAGAUACCUAUGUACUUCAUGGUGAAGGAGUUACAGCCUUCUGUCUUACAAUUUCAUGUGUUUCACUUCAGUUGGCAAUAUAAAACCAAAGAUUCAAUCUUCAAUAGUCCAGAGAGAAAAUGUUAACACUGGUGGUUUUGUUUGCACACGACAAAAUUGAAGCAGACACUUAGCUUUCAAUACUUAUUUGAAAAAAUAUUUAUGUUUUGUUGUAUAUUGAAACACUACCCUGAAAAAUUUUGAGUUUCAGGUUAAGCAUCUUCCUUUUUAAUAUGAAAAGGUAAAUUCACAUGCACACAUUUCGAGCAGAAUGAGCUCAAGGGAAGAACCGGGUGCCCAAUUUACUGAGGAUCUUCUAAAAAAGGAUCACACUGCAGAACACAAGGCUGCAAGACCCAGAAACUCACAAUAACUAUUAUUUCCCAAUGAAUGGGAAUGAUGUAACCUCAGCCAGCAAAUUACAUCAUGAUCGAGGUGGCUAUUAACUACGUGGUGUUUCUUUAACUUUGGUGGGCUUUUUUUUGGAAACAAGGCUUAGAACUGUAAGGAAGAUACUUAAGUGUCAUGAAAAUACUAAGGUCACUAGUCAGUGCACAGCCAUGUCUGGGAACCACAGGUGACAGGCUAGUCCUGGGAUCCAUGGGUUCUUCAGGCUCUGACAGACAUGCAAAGAGUGAAGUAAAAGUCACACAGGCAAAGCUGCUGCUGUCCCCAGCACUUUGAACCCUGCACCUGACAGCUGCCCUGCCCUCAGGAAAAGGGGCUGCAUCUAUUUGCAACCAACCCCAAGUCACUCGCUCGUCAGCAGAGCUCUUAAAUGUGCUUGGCUGAAAAGCUGUAGUGGUUCAGAGGCUGAUUCAUGAGCAGAUCUGCCCUGCCAGCCUGGGGAAGGCAGCGCUUGGCAGACCAAACUGCCACAGGCUUCAGCUGUCUGAUUUUAUGCCACCUGCCCCACCUUCAUUUAUUUUUCCUGUGGUUCUUUCAUACGAUUGCACAGUAUUAAAAAGCUAUAAUUCUCCAUAUAGAAUAGCACCAGCAGCAAGUAAACUCACAAUUCAGCGUUCAAUUUUAAUUAAUUUCCUCGGUCAUGUUUUAUGGCCGGCUAUGGGCAGAAUCUUUCAAAUCCUUACUUGAAUCAAUAAAUAGUCUUUGACCUCAGAAAUGCACCCACACAAGUAAAAAUUAGCACAAGUAAGCCUCCAGUUGAUCUGGGAGCCAAAUUUUAAAGGUGUUGCAAACUAUAAUAUGGCGCAGGUGGUCAGUGUUUUAUUACUAGGGACUAAAGUUUACAGGAGUUGUAUUUCUUUGCGUAUAAGGGAAGGCAAUAAAAUGCCACAGAGUGUGGAUGUCAGACCAGUUUUCCAGUAUAUUACUAUAACUAUCUAUAUAGUUUUCUAUAGUUAUUUAUCUCAAGUUGCAGCAGAUUCACUACAUGCAUAAAGUUUUCUAAUGCAUACUCUAAUUAAAAAAAAAUUAAAUAGCUGCAAUGGUUUCAAGGAUUUCAUCAGCAUCACUGCUCACUACAGUGCUGUGCCCUAUACAAUAAAGAUUUAAAUUAUAUAAAAAUGAAAGCGUGAAUGUAUUUGGCCUGUUCCACAGAUAUUCACAGUUUAACUAUUAAACAAGCAUAUUUUCAGAGGCUCCGGUAUUGUUAAAGACUUCUCACAAACAUGUACAAACCCCCACUCCCACACAGGUACACCAGCAUUACAGAGUACGGUCUAUUCUCGUUUAGGAUCAUAAAAUCACCAGACAAUCCAAGGGAAGGUCUGACACCCUCUCUCACUUUCAGCACUGCCAAAGAAUUGCACCUUCAGCUCCCGGUUCAGGAGUUUAAAACUGAUACAGGUCUGGUUGGCAUUCUGUAAAUGGUAAUUAAAAAAAAAAAGUUAGGCUAAAAAUAAAUGGUACUUUGCUAGAUAUAUCAUUUGGCUAUUUUUGCAGGUAUUCUACCCAAUGGAUGGAGUUGCUUCUGCUAGGCUGAAAGCAGCAGAACAAGAGCAAGGCUGUCCUCUUGUACUGAAAGCAUGGGACUUCAGCCACUGAGAAUCCUAUGUCCUUUCCCUAACAGGAAAUAAGAUUUUCCAUUCCUGUAUAUUCACCACCACCACCUUUAAAAAGAAGCUGUAUUACGUUUGAUACACUAAAACGGCUAAGCCUUGAUGUGCUACGGGUUGAUUUUCUUACUGCUAUCCACAUUCAGACCACUAGAUAAACACCUUCCUUAAAGAGCUCUAUCCCUCAUCCUUUGGAACUGCUGCAGUUUAGCAUAUUAAUCAGUAGCAGCCACUGCCACA